AUGCUAUGCUUGAUCGAAGGGACCGUGUCUCUGGGUCGCUGUACUGGUAAGCCAGCAUUGGAGGCGAGGCGUGUUGAUCACCCAUCGUUGAACCAAUCUUGGAAACUCACAUUCCAAGCUCAUCGGGCUAACAGGCUACGCAUAGAGUACCUACUAGGUAGUCUGCAGAGUACGGACAUGACCUUCUCCAUAUCGUCGGGAUCAAUACAUGCAUUUGACGGGUUGAACAGGGCCCCAACGGUGUGCUCGUACACCAUCCGACUUGAUUCUGUGAGACUGAGAAAGUACACACUCUACGUUGAAUCCCAUCAGCCACAGACGACCUGGACAAAGAAGAAAGGUCGAACUGCCGAGCUGCAGUCAUCAGCUGCUACCGUACCGUGGUCCGCAUUGACUUUUAGCGUCGGCGAAACAAGUAGGAAAUCCCCCAAGCAACACCAAAACACACGGCCACUCUUGUCAGCUGCAAUGCCCGAAGCUUUCCUAUCCCGGUUUGCCUGGACAUGGAAACAUGCUCACAAGACGGAUCCAGUUCCCCAUCAUCAUCUGGGCAAUGGUCGAGGCACGACAGAACGUCGACAUGCUGGUCCUGCAUUGUGUCAACCGCUGUACCGGCGUGCCCACGACGAUGGAGGACGACGUCAAGAGAUCGCGACCCACUCUGCCGAGCAAAUGCAACUUCAUAAGAUCGUCAUGCGAGUUCCGAAUCCGCCAUCCAUGCAUCCUUCAGAGGACACGAGUCAACAGCCUGUCAGCCAAGGCACGGCCCCGCAAAGUUGCCAACCAAAGAACACACUGUUGGCGAGAUGUGGCUUCUGCCUCAUGCUUUGUAUGGACUCGUCGCCCAUCAUGACGUCCAUGGGAGUUCAAGAGAUACACACCUUCGGCCAAGAUACCUCGAUAGAGAAAGCGGAGAACUUCACAUUCAACAGCAGUGAUCGAUCAACAGAGGAAUUCACAUGGACCGAAGAAGAGGAGACCAAAGUUCGACGCAAGCUAGACAAAGUCAUCGUGCCCGUCACAACGUUCCUAUAUCUGCUAUGCUUUCUCGAUCGUGCCAACGUCGGUAAUGCGCGUAUCCAGGGUAUGGGAGAGGAAUUGAACCUCGUUGGAUACAGAUUCAACUGGGUCACCUCCAUCUUCUAUAUCAUCUACAUGUUCGUCGAGGUGCCUAGCAACCUGAUCCUGAAAAGGAUUGGGCCGAAAUACUACCUCCCAUUCCUCGUUGUCGGCUUUGGCAUGGUCUCGCUAUGCAGUGCGUUCGUAAAGAGCUUCGAGGGUCUUCUGGCUGCAAGAGCUCUGCUCGGUGUGUUCGAGGGUGGUGUCAUGCCUGGUAUCGCCUUCUUCAUCACCUGCUUUUACAAGCGUAAUGAACUCCUUCUACGUAUCGGAAUCUACGUCUCAGCAGCUUCCAUGGCAGGUGCUUUUGGUGGACUCCUGGCUACAGUCCUCGCUCGUAUCCCUGAAUGGGGGGUUUCCGCCAUGCGAAUUCACACCUGGAGGAAUAUCUUUUUCUUUGAAGGACUUCUUACUGUGCUCGUCGGUCUCGGCGCACCCUACCUCAUGCCCCGAUCUCCCAAGGAGUGCUGGUUCCUCAACGAGCGCGAACGCAUGAUUGCCCACCAACGACUUGUCGUCAAGGGCGGAGGUGCCGAGGACGAGAAGACCGAAGUGCAUCACAUCAAGCGCGCCAUCUUCAACAUUACAAACUACUUCUGCGCCUUUGGCUUCUUCUUCAUCAACAUCACCGUUCAGGGUAUCUCGCUCUUCAUGCCCACACUCCUCCGCGAUCUCGGCUGGACAGCAACAAAGGCUCAGCUGUACUCUGUUCCACCGUAUGUUUGUGCCUGCGUCAUUGCCAUUGCUGUCGCUUUUCUUUCCGACAAGACCAACCGUCGUGGUAUCUGGCUUGCCAUCUUCACCCUCCCCGCCAUCGCUGGCUUCGCCAUUUUGCGCUGGGCUACGAGCCCCGACGUUCGCUACGGCGGUAUCUUUUUAAUCACCAUUGGCGCAUUCCCCGGUGGGCCCGGAUUCCUCGCCUGGGCUGCCAACAACGCGGGAGGACCAUCUGUCCGCUCCGUAUCCACAGCCUACGUCGUCACUUUGGGUACGGCCGGCGGCAUCGUAGCGACAUGGACCUACACCUUCACAGACGCCCCCAAAUACCACACGGGCCACACCAUCAACUUGGCAGGUCAAAUGGCCGUCCUCGUCCUCUCCCUCUUCGGCAUCGGCUACUGCAAUUGGGAAAACAGGCAGCGCGACAAUGGCAAGCGUGAUCACCGCCUCGUUGGCAAGUCGGAGAAUGAGAUUAGAGAUCUUGGAUACAGACACCCCGAGUAUCGUCUCAUCACCUAG
Molecule: messenger RNA, 2358 nt
Organism: Plenodomus lingam JN3
Lineage: Eukaryota; Fungi; Ascomycota; Dothideomycetes; Pleosporales; Leptosphaeriaceae
Biological process (GO): transmembrane transport
Cellular component (GO): membrane
Molecular function (GO): transmembrane transporter activity
Source: RefSeq, a predicted model, not a curated record